Messenger RNA from Sphaerulina musiva SO2202, 4463 nucleotides. RefSeq lists its product as uncharacterized. Lineage: Eukaryota; Fungi; Ascomycota; Dothideomycetes; Mycosphaerellales; Mycosphaerellaceae. The transcript has a single exon. The coding region runs from base 268 to 4227 and encodes 1319 amino acids. The record is from RefSeq and is a predicted model, not a curated record.
AUAUCUCCUACCACACCACCAUCCCUAUACCUCCAUAGUACAAGUCAGACAUAUACCUUCAACUCUCGUUUGCUGCAUAUUGAUUGCCUUCAGCCAGCCGUUGAAACGUUGUUGGGUCGACGGGCAUUUGUUAUUGUUCUAGUGUGCCCUGGUCCAUGAGAUCGAUGGGAUUCUUCCUGCCCUGUCCGAGACUCCUGCUCGAUUGGCCCAAACAACCUGUCUUACCUGCCUAAGCUACCAUAUCAUUGGUGCUCUUCCGCAGCCGACAUGUUGCGCUUGUUCCGGAGCAUCAGCAGAGGACGGGCCAAGGACGACCGACGCAAGAACGAGCCGUGGUAUGCUGCUGAGUCGCCCGAUGCGAGAUACCACCGCCUGCCCCGACAACACAACGACGCCGACGACUUCGACGACGACGACGCCGCCGCCGAUGCCUCCCUGUCUCCGCGACUGCACCGACGCCGCAACCCCGACGGCGACUAUUUCGAUCGACACGAUGGCGACGGCGACGACGACCAUGACCAUGACUACGACGAUAUGGAAGAGGAGGCCGAAGCAGAGGAGGACGACGAGGAUGCACACAAUGAAGAUGCCGUCGAAACGCCACUGUUACCCAUCUUCUCGGCGCCGCAUCUCGACAGCCUGCCACUGUACAACAUUACCCACGCGAUUCGCUUGUUGAUCGUGCAGAGGUGCGAGACGACGCUGUCAUGGGACCAACUGCGCAGUCCCCAGGUCAGCCAGUUUCUGGUGAAGCCGGUGCAGAGUCAGAUCCGAGCAGACCACUUCAAUCGGGCCACCCUGUGUGCUCUCUUAGCCAACUGCCUGCAGUUCCAAAAGGAAGGCCAAAUGACGCCGGGCAACAUGGGAGUGUGUCGGACACGAGCCAUGACCAGCGAACUGCUCGCUAUGCGGCUGUUGAGGGAGUUUUCCACCCGCGAGCUGAUUGAUUCCUUGUCAUAUGACUUUGACCUCCUCCAAGGUAUGGAUGCUUCCACUGCUGCCCCAGUGCGAAGACCGCAAGGCAGAUUUGCCCGCGUGAGUACCAUUGAGAUUGCCAUUCGUGGUGAGGCCAAACGCUUUCUCGCCCAUCCUUUGGUCGUGCAGCAUCUCGAGGCUAUUUGGGCCGGCAAUAUUGUGUUCCAUGCAGAGGCAGACAACCUGCACCGCAAACACCGUCAAUCCGAUGUGCACAAGCGAGCGCGUCCGGUGGGCUAUGGCACCACUCAUGCUCCAUCAGGAUCACCCGCAGAUGCUCUUCUGUCGAGAAAGACCCAUCCGAGUGAGCAGACACGAGCGCCGUCAGAGACGCCGAUUGCCAGGAGAACGGUCACCCUGUACAAUCCGAGAGAAGCUUCCGUUUUCAAGCUCAGUCGUUUGCGAGUACCACGAUACCGGCAAAUAUUCAGUACGCUCAGCUUCGCUACCAUGCUCACGCUCUUCAUCCUCGUACUAGUGGAUCGAAGCAUUUUCAUCACGCCCUUGGAGGUGCUCUUUUGGUUCUGGAGCAUCGGAUAUAUGCUCGACGAAAUUGUGGGCUUUUCCGAACAAGGCUUUGGACUGUACAUCUUGAGCUUUUGGAAUGCAUUUGAUCUAGGCAUUCUGUUUCUCUUUGGUGUCUACUACGUCCUGCGACUGUAUUCCAUCGUGCUCGCAGACUCUGGCAAGCAGAGGAUCGCAGGCGUCGCGUACGAUGUGUUGGCGAGUACCGCCAUUCUGCUGUUUCCUCGCCUGUUUAGCGUCCUCGACCACUACCGUUACUUCUCACAGCUGCUCAUUGCAUUCCGCAUGAUGGUACAGGAUCUUAUUGCGGUCUUGAUUCUGAUUGUCAUCUGCUGUUCGGGCUUCUUCGUGGCUCUCUCUCUAUCCUUUGCAGAGGAUGGCACCAAAGCCGGUGAUGUGGUCUACUCCCUAUUUCAGAUUCUGAUGGGUUUCACGCCCACCGUCUGGGACCAUUGGGUCAACUACAACCUUCUCGGCAAGGCCAUCAUGGCCAUCUUUUUGACCAUCUGUCACUUCUUGAUCGUCACCAUUCUGAUCACGGUACUCACCAACAGCUUCAUGGCCAUUGUGAAGAAUGCCGAAGAAGAGCAUCAAUUCUUGUUCGCGGUCAACACCAUCUCGAUGGUGAAGUCCGAUGCUCUCUUCAGUUACAUCCCUCCCACCAAUGUCAUUGGCUGGUCGCUGAGUCCUCUGCGCUACUUGAUGCCACUGCGACAGUAUGUCAAGUCCAACCGGACCAUAAUCAAAGUCACACACUUUCCGAUCCUCCUCUUGAUCUUCUUCUAUGAACGCAUCUUCAUGACCCGAAAUGGAUAUGCUCCGGUCGAGCUGAUCGAACGACGCGAGACGGAUCGGAGGAAGCCCGCCGCGUUCAGCGCGAAGCCGGAGCCAUACGCAGCCAAUCGCCUGCUCCGAGAACCUUCUGUCGUCAGCUUUCGCAAGGAUCGAGCGUUGGAUGAAGUGUUCCGACGGCCCUUCCGGGGAGACACGAUUCGGACGACGACCAGAGAAAUGGAGAUGAUCGACGGGCAGGGUUCCGCAAAUGCAGUGGACCAGUGGAUGCAAGCCGCCGACAAUGAAGGCGGCGCCAGUCCGCCAGCCGAGCAACCGAGGAGUGUGCUCGAGAGACUGGAGUUUAGGCGUCCCAGAUUCAAGCGCGCGAGCACAAGCGACCGCAUUCGAAUGAUGAAGCAAACAAGGGACUUUUCGACAGCGACACGCAGCGUUGCCAGCGAUGGGCAUCGGAGACACCCCUAUCGUAUACCAGAGGAAACGGAAGAUCUCGAGAUCAGUGUAGACACAUUGCCGCAAGACACGGAGGCCGACGGCGACGAUGAGAUCAACGACGAGUCGGACGCGCACACGCCUGCUCUGGGCGAGAGCGCCCUCUCGAUAUCUGAACAUCGCACUCCCGCAGACGAGAGCGACUCGGAAUACUUUCAGACACCCACCGGACCCAACUCGCCCUUUGUACAGAUGUCGCACGCUGCACAAGCGAGGACCCUACAAUACUCGCCCGACGUCGCGAGAGGCGGUGGACCCACUCGAGCAUCAGGACGGCCAGCACGAGGCCAGACCGACAGGCAUGCAUCAUCCACGACCGUCCUGUUCGCUCCUCGGAUUGAAUUCGAUUCGUCUGCAUCGAAUCCGAAGCAAUUCCGCGCUGGGCAGGCGGCAAAGAAUACCACCCACAAUAUCAGGAAGGAGACCACUGCGCCCACGCCCAAUCCCACUGGACCAAGUGGACGGACGCCAAAACGAGCAUCGACACAGCAAGUCAAGGCACGUCCCAUCAUGCCUGCACGCCAGCAGAGUACACCCAACGCCGCUGCAUUUGGUGGUUUGAGUUUCUUGGAACGGCCGCGCCCGCGAGUGACGUCCUUUAACGCUCGUGCUCUCGACCUCGCCAGCGAGAUUGGAGACAAUAAAUUCACGGGUCCUGCUGGCAUCGAUGCAGGCGGGAUUGAUGGCAUGCCUUCUUCCUUCAACGAACAAAUGAUGCGCGAACACCAAUUGCGUCGACGCGAAGAGGAAGACCGUCGUCGUAGCGAAGACGAAGAGAAGGGCAUGGUCAACCGCAUCAUGUUGGCACGAAUGCAUACUCUCGAGGAGGGCUUUAGAGAAGUCCUCAAGGAAAUCAAGGACAUGAGUCAGCAUACUACGAAUUCUUCGAGGAGAGAAAGUGAAGUCGAUUCCAGUUCGGGACCGAUUCGUCAUCACAAGAAGAGUUCAUCGAAAUCCAACAUUGAUGUCCGAAACGUGUUGGGUGCGGGAUCGGGCUGGCAGACUCCGCGAACUCCUAUUGCAAUUGGUCGAAUUGGAGGGAAUGAUAAGAGUAAGAAGGCAAGUCCCAGUAAGAAGAAUCUGAGGACGAACAAUAGUAAGAAGGUGAGUGAUGAUGGUGGACUGGUACCAGCUGAGCCUUCUACGACAACUGCAUCCAGUAGCAGUGAGCUGCAACAGUCUCACGAGCAACUUCGCGCGGGACUAGAGGCGGACAGGGGAUGGAUGAAUCGCGAAGCUACGCAAGUAAUACCUCCGGAGCUCCAGGAGGAUGGCCAGGCCAGUCCGGAGUCUGUCCAGAGUGUGGUUGAAGUUGCCCGUCAAGAUGAGGCGCGACGAAACUUUUCUGGGAGACCAAGUACUGCCAUUCACGAUGAUGAACUAAUUGAUCUUGGAAGAAGAAGAAGCGGAAAUGAUGAUAAUAAUGAUGAUAAUCGCGAGUGAUGAGGUGCAACGGCUACUCUAUGUACAAUCAACAGCAAAUGCGAGAUGAGCGUGGUUGGCCGGUUGAUCGGUUUGGCGUUUUCUGAUUAUCAUUUUCGAGGACCGCUUGGAAAUUGGGGAUUGGGGUGGUAAUGCAUCAAUAGAUGGAGAAGAUGUGUGUGAAGCGGAUAUUUGUUUGCAAAUUUCCUGCAAUGACAAUUUGUCUAUUCUACAGUACCUGUAUCUACCUACAGCGA